Thamnophis sirtalis is the source of this 5023-nucleotide messenger RNA. Lineage: Eukaryota; Metazoa; Chordata; Lepidosauria; Squamata; Natricidae. The record is from RefSeq and is a predicted model, not a curated record.
GCCUUGGUGCCUGGCUCUAGCCUGAGCUUAGCCCCUUCCAUGGAUCUAUAGUGCGGCCAGCAGGAGUUGAAGACCCGACUGGGGGGAAUGGGCUCGGCGACCCGGUUCCCAGGCCUUGGGCGGGCAUGGCUGCUUGGCGGCUUUCUGGUGGUCGCGUGGUUGGCCCGCCUGGCACUAGGGGCAGCUGUCCAGUGUCUAGAUGGCAAUAAACCCUGUGAGAAUGGUGGGACCUGUGUUGUUUACUCCAAUGGAAUUGCUGCUUGCAUAUGCCAGCCUGGUCUGUUUGGAGAGCACUGCCAGUUUCAAGAUCCAUGUCAUCAAUCACCCUGUGCCAAUGGGGGUUCAUGUGAAAGCACCUUGCGUGAUGGCACUGUGCACUACCAAUGUACCUGUCCCAAGGGCUUCCGAGGUCAGGACUGCUCUCUGUUUGAUGCAUGUGCCAGCAAACCAUGUGUCAAUGGUGGCCGCUGUACUAACUGGAAUGGCCGAUAUAAUUGCACCUGCCCAUCAGGUUACCAAGGCCGCAAUUGUCGGAGUGAUGUAGAUGAAUGUCGGGUGUCUGGUCUGUGUCAGCAUGGCGGUACCUGUCUUAAUACACCUGGCUCCUUUCGCUGUCAGUGUCAAGCUGGUUAUACAGGACAGCACUGUGAGAGUAUCUCUACCCCUUGUGCUCCUUCUCAGUGUCUCAAUGGAGGCACUUGCCGUCAGACGGGAGAUCUCAGCUAUGAGUGUGCUUGCUUACCUGGUUUUGAAGGACACAACUGUGAAAUUAACAUAGAUGACUGCCCAGACCACAUGUGCUUGAACGGAGGCACAUGUGUGGAUGGUGUUAACACCUACAACUGCCAGUGUCCUCCAGAGUGGACAGGCCAAUUCUGUACUGAGGACGUGGAUGAAUGCCAGCUGCAGCCCAAUGCUUGCCACAAUGGAGGCACUUGCUUCAAUACCAAUGGAGGCCAUUCAUGUGUCUGUGUCAAUGGCUGGACGGGGGAGAGCUGUAGUGAGAACAUUGAUGACUGCCAGACAGCUGUCUGUUUUCAUGGUGCUACUUGCCAUGAUCGUGUGGCUUCCUUCUAUUGCGCAUGUCCUAUGGGCAAGACAGGCCUCCUUUGUCACUUGGAUGAUGCCUGUGUCAGUAAUCCUUGCCAUGAAGAUGCCAUUUGUGACACCAACCCAAUGAAUGGCCGUGCCAUCUGCACCUGCCCACCAGGUUUUACUGGUGGAGCCUGUGAUCAAGAUGUGGAUGAAUGCUCCAUUGGAGCUAAUCCAUGUGAGCAUUUUGGCAAAUGUGUGAACACACAAGGCUCCUUCCAGUGCCAGUGUGGACGUGGUUAUACAGGUCCACGCUGUGAGACAGACAUCAAUGAAUGCCUCUCCAUGCCUUGCCAGAAUGAUGCCACCUGCCUUGACCGUAUUGGAGAGUUUACAUGCAUCUGCAUGUCAGGUUUCAGUGGUACUUACUGUGAGAUAAAUAUCAACGAGUGUGAAAGCAAUCCCUGUGUCAAUGGGGGUGUCUGCAAGGAUAUGGUCAAUGGAUUCAGUUGCACCUGCCCCUCAGGCUUCUCGGGUUCUAUGUGCCAAAUAGACAUUGAUGAGUGUGCCAGCACACCAUGCCAGAAUGGUGCCAAGUGCGUGGAUAGGCCCAAUGCUUAUGAAUGCCGUUGUACAGAAGGUUUUGAAGGGGUUUUGUGUGAAAAAAACAUAGAUGACUGUUCCCCAGAUCCUUGCCACCAUGGCACUUGUGUAGAUGGCAUUGCCAGCUUCACCUGUAUGUGUGUGGCUGGUUACACUGGGUAUCGCUGUGAGAACCAGAUCAAUGAGUGCCACAGUAAUCCCUGUCAGCACGGAGGCAAAUGUCUUGACCUAGUAAAUCAGUACCUCUGCCACUGUCAGCCAGGGACCUCAGGUGCUAACUGCGAGAUAAACUUUGAUGACUGUGCCAGCAAUCCUUGUGACUAUGGGAACUGCCGUGAUGGCAUCAAUCGUUAUGAUUGCAUCUGCAAACCUGGCUUCACAGGUCCUCUGUGUAACAUAGAGAUUAAUGAAUGUGCAUCCAACCCCUGCAAGAAUGGUGGUACCUGUGUGGAUGGUGAAGAUGGGUUCUCUUGCCUUUGUCCUGAGGGUUUCCAUGAUCCACAUUGCUAUUCAGAAGUGGAUGAGUGCAGCAGCAGCCCCUGCGUGCAUGGCACAUGCCAUGAUGACAUCAAUGGGUACCAGUGUAAAUGUGAGCCAGGCUGGACUGGAACCAAUUGUGACGUGAACCAUAAUGAGUGUGAAUCCAAUCCGUGUCAGCAUUAUGGCACCUGCACAGAUUAUGUCAAUGGCUAUCGCUGUAAAUGCAAAGAAGGCUUCCAGGGGACUUACUGCCAGAUCAAUAUAAACGACUGUGCUUCUAGCCCCUGCCUCAACCAGGGCACCUGUAUUGAUGGCAUUGCCAGUUAUACUUGUCUGUGUGACUUGCCCUACACUGGACGGAACUGUGAGAAUGUCUUGGCUCCUUGCUACCCUAACCCAUGUGAGAACAAUGGUGUUUGUGACCAUACACCUGAUUACGAAGGAUUUACUUGCAGUUGUGCACCAGGCUGGCAAGGGCAGCAAUGCCACAUUGACAUUAAUGAAUGUGACCAGAACCCAUGUCGAAACAGGGGAACUUGCACCAACACCCUUGGCAGCUAUAGAUGCGCCUGCCGCCCUGGCUACACCGGCAUCAAUUGUGAGAUGGAUAUUGAUGAUUGCACACCUAAUCCUUGCCUGAAUGGUGGCGGCUGUCAGGAUGGCAUCAGUUCCUUCACAUGCACUUGCCUGCCAGGUUUCACAGGACCACGCUGUGCAACUGAAACUAAUGAGUGCCUGAGCAACCCCUGCCGCAAUGGGGCCACCUGUACAGACUAUGUCAACAGCUACACUUGUACUUGUUCCCCAGGCUGGGCUGGCUUACACUGUGAGCACAAUGUGCAGGAGUGCACUGACAGCUCUUGCUUCAAUGGUGGAACAUGCUUGGAUGGAGUAAAUUCAUACACAUGCCACUGUCGUGCUGGCUUCACAGGCACCCAUUGCCAGCAUGAGAUUGAUGAGUGCCAAUCACAGCCCUGCCUCAAUGGUGGGGUGUGCCAUGAUGGUGUGCAGUCCUAUCGUUGCACCUGUCCUCAGGGCUACACAGGUCCUCAGUGCCAGAACCUUCUGGAUUUGUGUAGCCGCUCCCCCUGUCAAAAUGGUGGGCACUGCAUACAGUCGGGUGCUACUUUAUCCUGUGAUUGCCCUGGAGGCUGGACUGGCCGUUACUGUGACAUCCCAAAUGUUUCUUGUGAAGUGGUAGCGAGGAACCGAGGUGUGACCAAGGAACAAGUGUGCCAUUAUGGAGGCCGUUGUGUGGAUGCUGGCAAUACACACUACUGUAUUUGCAAGAAGAGCUACACUGGCAGCUACUGUGAGAGUGAGGUCAAUCACUGCCAGCACAGCCUAUGUCGGAAUGGGGGUACCUGCCGCAGUUUUGUGGGAGGUUAUGUCUGUGAGUGUCCUCUAGGCUUUGAGGGGAAAAACUGUGAAUUUGAUAUUGAUGAAUGUCAGUCACAUCCAUGCCAGAAUGGUGGAACUUGCAUUGACCUCACUGGUCGCUACAUUUGUUCCUGCCCACCAGGGACACUAGGUGUCUUGUGUGAAAUAAAUGAGGAUGACUGUGCCACGAAUCCUAUUAGCCGCGUCCCCAAAUGCCUGAACAAUGGAACAUGUGUGGACAGAGUGGGUGGCUACCGAUGCAGCUGCCCACCAGGCUUUACAGGCGAGCGUUGUGAGGGAGAUAUAAAUGAAUGUCAGUCCAAUCCCUGCCAUCCGCGCAACACCCUGGACUGCAUUCAAGAAGCCCGUGACUACCAGUGCAUUUGCAAGCCAGGCUACACCGGCCGCCACUGCAAAAACAUUGUGAAUGCAUGUGAAUCUCAGCCUUGCCAGAACGGUGGGCAAUGUAAACUGGCAGUAAACUUGCCUCUCGGAUAUACCUGCCAGUGCCCUCGGAGCUACUUGGGCACCAAUUGUGAGCGCAGUGUGUUCUCUUGCCGAGAAUUCUUCUGUUUCAAUGGUGGCAACUGCCGGCCUUCCCCUCUAGGUGCCCACUGUUACUGCCUUCCUGGAUGGAUUGGACCUGAUUGUCGCAUCCGUGCCAAUAGCAGUUGUGUCAAUCAACCUUGCCACAAUGGGGGUGUCUGCCAUGAGAUUGCCACUCCCCCCUAUUUUCAGUGCCUUUGUCCUGGUGACUACACAGGUGUUCGCUGUCAAACUGCACGCACCGCACGGCCAUCUCUGCACCCUGAGCUCCAUUGUCCAUUGGAAGAGUGUGCUGCAAAGGCAGCGGACUCCUAUUGUGACAAGAUGUGCAAUAGCCCAGCUUGUCGCUGGGAUGGAGGUGACUGUUCUCUUUUGGUGGAUAAUCCUUGGAAGCAGUGUGAGAGCCCUCAGUGCUGGCAGUUCUUCAACAAUAGUCAGUGUGAUGAACUCUGCAAUACCGUUGAGUGUCUUUAUGACAACUUUGACUGCAAGAAUCGUGAGCGCACCUGCAACCCUAUUUAUGAGAAAUACUGCUCAGAUCACUUUGCUGAUGGGAAUUGUGACCAAGGCUGUAAUAAUGAAGAGUGCGGCUGGGAUGGGCUGGAUUGUGCACGGGAAGUGCCUGAGCACUUGGCAGAUGGGGUUCUAAUCAUCACCGUGCUGUUGCAUCCUGAUGAACUGCUCCGCACCAGCACCAUCUUCCUGCAGAAGCUGAGUGCCAUUUUAAGGACCUCCCUGAGAUUCCGUCUAGAUGAGAAUGGCGACUACAUGAUCAAACCUUAUUAUGGAACUGGGCGACGACUACGCAGGGAACUGGGCCAAGAAAUAAUUGGGUCUGAGGUCACCCUUGAGAUUGACAACCGUCUUUGCUACCAAGCUUCAAACAAAUGCUUCCCUGACGCAGAAAGUGCUGCUGAUUACCUCGCUGCCCUGUCGGCAGUGGAGCGUCUAGAGUUUCCAUAUCCACUGAAAGCUGUGAAAG